GAUAACCAUGGUUAACUGCAUUUGGAGGGCACAGCAGCAUGCCUGGGGAUUGAACUAUAAUUCCCAGAGUGCAACUGGGGAUUCUGGGAAAGUGUGGCAGAGGCAUUGACAACCAUGGUUAAUUUCAGAGAGCUUAGCAGCUGGCAUGAAGACUGAACUACAUUUCCCAGAAUGCAUGGCUAGGAGGAUUCUGGGAAGUGUGGCAGAGGUUGCAGUGGUUCCUCUGGGGAAGGGAAGCCCAACUUCCCAGGAACGUUUGGAAUUUCCUGGUUUCCGCUGAUUCUUGAGGCCUGGGAAGGCGCCCCCAACAGAAUUCAGAGUGAGUGCAGCGGAACAAAAACCUCUUCAGUUUCUAAGAUCUGACAAUGUCCCUGUACUGUGGAAUUGCUUGCAGGAGAAAAUCUUUAUGGUGCUAUAGACUGCUGUCAACCUAUGUCACUAAGACCCGGUAUUUAUUAGAACUGAAGGAAGAUGAUGAUGCAUGCAAAACAGCCCAGCAGACGGGAGCAUUUUACCUCUUUCAUAGCCUGGCUCCUUUGCUUCAGAAAUCAGAACAUCAGUACCUGGCCCCCCAGCAUAGCCUAUCAGAGUUGGAAAAGCUCCUGGCUAAGUUUGGACAGGACACACAAAGAAUAGAAGAUUCGGUGCUGCUUGGCUGCUCCGAAAAGCAUGAAGCAUGGUUUGCUCUGGAUCUGGUUCUCAACAGCUCCUCUCCCAUAAACGCUUCCUUACAGAAACCUCAAAUGGAGACAGAGCUCAAGGGGUCUUUCAUUGAGCUAAGGAAGGCUCUCUUUCAGCUGAAUGAGAAGGAUGCCUCCUUACUAUCCACGGCUCAGGCUCUUCUCCGUUGGCAUGAUGCCCAUCAGUUCUGCAGCAGAAGUGGGCAGCCCAGCAAGAAGAAUAUGGCUGGCAGCAAGCGUGUGUGCCCUUCCAAUAAGAUCAUCUAUUAUCCACAGAUGGCUCCCGUGGUGAUCACUCUGGUGUCAGAUGGGACUCAAUGCCUGCUUGCUCGCCAGAGUUCCUUUCCCAAGGGAAUGUAUUCUGCCUUGGCAGGUUUUUGUGAUAUAGGUGAAAGUCUGGAAGAGGCUGUCCGGCGAGAAGUUGCAGAAGAGGUGGGAUUGGAGGUGGAAAGACUGCAGUACUCUGCAUCCCAGCACUGGCCCUUUCCUAAUAGCUCACUCAUGAUUGCCUGUCAUGCAACUGUGAAACCAGGGCAAACAGAGAUCCAGGUGAACUUGAGAGAACUAGAGGCAGCUGCCUGGUUCAGUCACGAUGAGGUGGCUACAGCCCUGAGGAGAAACAACCCAUAUACUCAGCAACAGAAUGGGACUUUUCCAUUCUGGUUGCCCCCCAAGUUAGCCAUUGCUCACCAACUGAUUAAGGAGUGGGUAGAAAAACCAACCUGUUCUGCCCUGCCUGCUUAAUUCAGAUCAGGCCACCUAGACUCCUCUCUCAGUAUCCCAGAUGGACAUAUCAGAGAUAAGGAGCUAAAAGGGAGGUGACAAAAGGCCAUCUUCAGGCCAACCUCAUAAUAAGGCAGAGAAGAAGGUGAGCCGCCUACAGCGAGACACCUCUACCAGCAGUGUUAAUGAAAUAAGUUCCUACUCAUAGGCAAUCAAAAAUGCCAAAACUGAUGAGAUGACAAUUGUCAAAAUCAGAGGGAAGGCUGAAGCAUUAGUUUAGAUGUAGGUCUUUGUUCAUCCAUUUCUCCUAGGCCUUGGAAGCAGACAUCUUUUGGCAUGUGGCUUGUUAAUACUAGGUUUAUACUAACUGCCAAAAUGUGCCUGGCAUAAUUUUGGUUAAAACUUUUAUCUUAGUAUUGAAAAUAUAGAGCAAAUCUCAGCCCACUACUGAGUUACUUUUUAUCCUCAUAGAGUUAAGAAAAAUAGCACAAGAUAACAUUUUUUAAUUCAUAUACAGAUAAUUAUUUUGUACAUGGUAGUUAAAUUAAAGUCAUAUUUCUUUAAGUCAGCUGAAGGGAUGAGGAAAAUGGGAGCUAAGGCCUUCAUCAGAGUACUCUAUAAUAUAUCAGAGGCAAUGAUGUUCUGUUGAGGUAACUGCAUCCCAGUGGGGCUCAAGAUGGGAAGGUUUUUUUUGCAGUUACUUGCUCAGUUUGUGACCCAAGGAAAAGAUGAUCAUUUUGCCAUGCCUGUUUUCCUAAGUAAAAUGGUUGCUGCAUUUGCACAUCCAGUAAGUGUUGUAACUUCAACUAAGGGAUUAGUGAGGAUGAACCAUUUUUUGAGUUUUAUGGGAUAAACUAAAUUUAGGAUUUGUCAUCAUUUAUAUAUGCCAUCCUAUACCUUGUCAUGGGGAGAAAAAUUAUCUGAAGGAAAUAAAAUAAAUUUCCACACUUUCA
Equus caballus (horse) is the source of this 2356-nucleotide messenger RNA. RefSeq names its product nudix hydrolase 13 (gene NUDT13). The record is from RefSeq and is a predicted model, not a curated record. Lineage: Eukaryota; Metazoa; Chordata; Mammalia; Perissodactyla; Equidae. Gene Ontology annotation, molecular function: hydrolase activity; metal ion binding.